UCUUCCUUGUCAGGUCGGGAAAGCCGGAAGUGUAGAGCGGUCGCCUUGGAGAUGAGUUCAGGGAUAACAUGGCCGGGCAGAGCUGGCCGGAAAAGUUACGCGCGGCGCGCAAAACCGCGCUCAUCAGCGACGGUAAACGAAAAGUCCAUUACUUAUUCGACGAUGGGAAGGAGAUGGCAGAGGAGUAUGACAUGAAGACUAACCAGCUGCUUUUAAGAAAAUGGAGACAGAAGAAUACCCUGGGUGCUUAUGGUCACUGGCAGUUAGAAGUGGGAGAGCCAAACUUGCAUGCAUCAGAAGCACUGGAUCGUGACCUGAUAAAGGAGAGUAGUACAAAUCCCAUCUUUAUACGAAAAGAUACAAAGGGCAGUUUCCAGUGGCGGAUCCGGAACUUGCCAUAUCCCAAGGAAGUAUACAGUGUUUCAGUGGAAAAGGAUCAGCGCUACUGUGUUAUCCACACAACAAAUAAGAAGUAUUAUAAGAAGUUCUCCAUUCCCGAUCUUGACAGGUUCCAGCUGCCCUUGGAUACUGCUGCUCUGAGUUUUACUUAUUCCAACAACACACUGAUCAUCACGUAUCAGAAACCAACAGAGAUUAUGACAGCAGAAGAGGAGCUACAGAAAGAGCUGAAGAAGAUCAAAGCAGCAAAUGAUGAAGAUGGGGACUGCAAGACGCAAUAGACAACAGUUGCAGAAUAUUUUGCCCAUCCAUAUUUUGUGACUUCCAUUAUUUAUGUGUUAAAUGUGUUUGGGAAAGAUUUGGUGAGCUUAGUUAGUGUAUUUUGGAAAAGCAACAUUCCUAGAUGUUCUAAGGCUCUCCAGAAGCCUUAUGACAGCCCAACUCAGGAGCAUCAGUCUCUUAGGAAUCAUGCUUUCUACCCUUCUAGGUGAAAAAAAUCUCUCAUUUAUCUAUAUGAUCCACAAGCACCUUUCUAUCCGAAUUAAUUCAAAGAUCUGAAAACUUGAUGUUUAUGAGAUUUCUUGUUUUCAAUUAUAUGGUAGCUUGCAGAAAAAAGAUGGGUCAAACUUUAUCUCAGAGCAUUUCAAGAUAAUCUUAUGGCAAGUCCAAAAGCCAAAGAAGAACUCCACAACUAUCAUAAGGAUGUUUAGAAUUGUAAUGUCCUAUGUGGUCUAAAAUGCAGUAUCAAUUUCCCAUGUUGCCUGAAAGAGCUUCACUGGCCCUCCUAUUUCAGACAAAGCAUAAUGGAUUUUAUUCCUGUUACUCCCUUUGCUCUAGAGAAGGAUUUUCUGAGGGGUUACUCUUCAUUUUCAUAUCUUACUGUCAUGUGUAUCACAUUUUGGGUGGCCUGUUUAUUUUUAAACAAUAAAACAUUUCCUGCA
Molecule: messenger RNA, 1340 nt
Organism: Pogona vitticeps (central bearded dragon)
Lineage: Eukaryota; Metazoa; Chordata; Lepidosauria; Squamata; Agamidae
Gene: DPCD
Product: deleted in primary ciliary dyskinesia homolog (mouse)
Source: RefSeq, a predicted model, not a curated record